CGCGGGCCCCGGGAGCCACCCCCGGCGCUCGCCCCGGGCCAUGGCGAGCCCGCCGCGGCACGGCGCCCCGGGGCCGGCGGGCGGCGACGGCCCCAACCUCAACAACAACAACAACAACAACAACCACAGCGUGCGCAAGUGCGGCUACCUGCGCAAGCAGCGGCACGGCCACAAGCGCUUCUUCGUGCUGCGCGGGCCCGGCGCGGGCGGCGACGAGGCGGGCGCGGGGCCGCCGCGGCUCGAGUACUACGAGAGCGAGAAGAAGUGGCGGAGCAAGGCGGGCGCGCCGAAGCGGGUCAUCGCGCUGGACUGCUGCCUCAACGUCAACAAGCGCGCCGACGCCAAGCACAAGUACCUCAUCGCGCUCUACACCAAGGACGAGUACUUCGCCGUGGCGGCUGAGAACGAGCAGGAGCAGGAGGGCUGGUACCGCGCGCUCACCGAGCUGCUGAGCGAGGGCCGCGCGGCCGCCGCGCCCCCCGCCGCCCUGGCCGCGUCCUGCAGCGCCUCGCUGCCCGGCGCGCUGGGCGGCUCGGCCGAUGACAGCUACGGGCCGGGGGCGCCCGGCGCGGCCGCCUACCGCGAGGUGUGGCAGGUGACCCUGAAGCCCAAGGGCCUGGGCCAGAGCAAGAACCUGACGGGCGUGUACCGCCUGUGCCUGUCGGCGCGCACCAUCGGCUUCGUGAAGCUCAACUGCGAGCAGCCGGCCGUGACGCUGCAGCUCAUGAACAUCCGGCGCUGCGGCCACUCGGACAGCUUCUUCUUCGUGGAGGUGGGCCGCUCGGCCGUCACGGGCCCCGGCGAACUGUGGAUGCAGGCCGACGACUCGGUGGUGGCGCAGAACAUCCACGAGACUAUCCUGGAGGCCAUGAAGGCGCUCAAGGAGCUCUUCGAGUUCCGCCCGCGCAGCAAGAGCCAGUCGUCGGGCUCGUCGGCCACGCACCCCAUCAGCGUGCCCGGCGCGCGCCGCCACCACCACCUGGUCAACCUGCCGCCCAGCCAGACGGGCCUGGUGCGCCGCUCGCGCACCGACAGCCUGGCCGCCACGCCGCCCGCCGCGCCGGGCGGCGCCUGCCGGGUGCGCACGGCCAGCGAGGGCGACGGCGGCGCGGCGGGCGCGGGGGGCGCGGCGGCGGGGCGGCCGGGCUCCGCGGCGGGCAGCCCCCUGAGCCCCGGGCCGGCGCGCGCGCCCCUGAGCCGCUCGCACACGCUGAGCGGCGGCCGCGCCGGCAAGGGGCCGCUGCCGCCCGCAGGGGGCGCGCUGCAGCACAGCCGCUCCAUGUCCAUGCCCGUGGCCGCGCACUCGCCCCCGGCCGCCGCCAGCCCCGGCAGCCUGUCGUCCAGCAGCGGCCACGGCUCGGGCUCCUACCCGCCCGCGCCCGGCGCGCCCCCGCCGCUGCCGCACCCCGCGCACCCCGCCGCGCCGCGCCCCUCCAGCGGCAGCGCAUCCGCCUCGGGCUCGCCCAGCGACCCCGGCUUCAUGUCCCUGGACGAGUCCGGCUCCAGCCCCGGCGACCUGCGGGCCUGCGGCAGCCACCGCAGUGACACGCCCGAGUCCGUGGCCGAGACCCCGCCCGCGCGCGACGGCCCCGGCGGGGAGCUGUACGGCUACAUGACCAUGGACCGGCCGCUGAGCCGCUGCGGCCGCGCCUACCGCCGGGUGUCCGGCGACUCCCCGGACCCCGAGCGCGGCCUGCGCAAGCGGACCUACUCGCUGACCACGCCCGCGCGCCAGCGCCCAGCGCCGCAGCCGUCCUCCGCCUCGCUGGACGAGCACACGCUGGUGCGGGCCACCUUCGCGGGCAGCGCCGGCCGCCUCUGCCCCUCCUGCCCCGCGUCCUCGCCCCAGGUGGCCUACCGCCCCUACCCCGAGGACUACGGCGACAUCGAGAUCGCCUCGCACCGCGGCUCCAGCGGCCACCUGGGCCCCGACGACGGCUACGUGCCCAUGACCCCCGGCGCCGCGCUGCGGGGGCCAGCGGCGGGCCGGGCCGACGAGUACGUGCCCAUGAGCCCCACCAGCGUGUCGGCGCCGCAGCAGAUCCUGCAGCCCCGCGGGGCCGCCGCGCCGGGGCCCACACCCGCCUCGGCGCUGGCCGCCCUGGGCCGGGCCUUCCCGCCGGCCAGCUCCCCCGAGGACAGCGGCUACGUGCGCAUGUGGUGCGGCUCCAGGAUGUCCAUGGAGCCGCCCGACUCCAAGCUGCUGUCCAGCGGCGACUACCUCAACAUGUCCCCCAGCGACGCGGGCCCCGCGGGGACCCCACCCGACUUCUUCUCGGCCGCCGGUUACGGCCAUGGCCACGGCGGCGGGGACGCCUGCUACAGCUCCCUGACGCGCGCCUACAAGGCCGCGCACCCCUACGCCGCCGACCAGGACCACUACGUGCUCAUGAGCUCACCCGUGGGCCGCAUCCUGGAGGAGGAGAGGCCGGAGCCCCCCGCCGCCCCCGCGGGCGCGCCCCCACACCCUGCCGUCCCCGCCCCCGGGCGCCCCUUGCCCAGCGCGCGCCCCGAGGGCCUCGCCACCCCGCGCGGCCGCGCCGUGCGCCCCACUCGCCUGUCCCUGGAUGGCCUCCAGACCUUGCCGUGCAUGCACGAGACCCCGCUGCCCCCCGAGCCCCAGAGCCCCGGCGAGUACAUCAACAUUGACUUCGGGGAGGCGGGCGCGCGCCCCUCGCCGCCCGCGCCGUCGCUGCUGGCCUCGGCCGCCUCGUCCUGCUCGCUGCUCUCUGCCAGCAGCCCCGCGUCGUCGCUGGGCUCGGGCACGCCGGGCACCAGCAGCGACAGCCGCCAGCGCUCGCCGCUGUCCGACUACAUGAACCUGGACUUCAGCUCGCCCAGGUCGCCCCGGCCCGGCCCCGCGGGCUCCCCAGACGCCUCGUCCCCGUGCCCGCCGCUGCCCCCGCGCCCGGCCGCGCCCUCGGCGGCCCCUCUGCGCGCGGCCCUGCCGCCGCCCUCGCCCGGGGAGCUGUACCGCCUGCCCGCGCAGGCCGAGCCCGGGGACCACGGCGACUACACCGAGAUGGCCUUCGGCGUGGCCGCCACGCCGCCGCAGCCCAUCGCCGCGCCCCCCAAGCCCGAGGGCGCGCGCGCGGGCAGCCCCACGUCGGGCGUGAAGCGGCGCAGCCUGAUGGAGCAGGUGUCCGGCCUGGAGGCCUUCCUGCAGGGUGGCCAGACCGCCGACCCGCACCGCGGCGCCAAGGUCAUCCGCGCCGACCCGCAGGGCGGCCGGCGACGCCACAGCUCCGAGACCUUCUCGUCCACCACCACCGUCACGCCCGUGUCCCCGUCCUUCGCGCAUGCGCCCAAGCGCCACAACUCGGCCUCGGUGGAGAACGUGUCGCUCAGGAAGGGCAGCGAGGGCGGCCCCGGCGCGGGCCACGAGCCCCCCACGUCCCCGCGCCACCUGCAGCCGCCGCUGGCCACGCGGCCCUGGACGGCGGGUCCCGCGGGGGCCCUGGUGGGCUGCCCCGGCGGCAGCGGCGCGCCCAUGCGGCGGGAGACCUCGGCGGGCUUCCAGAACGGGCUCAACUACAUCGCCAUCGACGUGCGUGACCAGCUGCCCCCGGAGAAAGGCACCUGGGGCCGGACCCGCAGCCUCGGGGGGCUCAUCGGUGCCGUGGGGGGCCCCGGGCCAGGCGCCCUGCCUGCCCCCAACACCUACGCCAGCAUCGACUUCCUGUCGCAUCACCUGAAGGAGGCGGCGGUGGUGAAAGAGUGACUGGCGGCCAGGGCCGACGGCGCCCCCAGCGGACCCCGCACCAAGCUGCUCACGUCUCCCGGGGUCGCUCCUCAGCCCCUCCGCAGCCCUCGGACACGCACCCCUGCGGACACUUGGCGUUUGUUUCUGCACCACGCGAGCCUGGGCCGCCGUGCUCCUGGCAGAGUGGAUGUUCUCGGAGGGGCUUCCCUGGCCCCCGACUUCCUGUUGGCAAAGCCCAGCGGACCCUCGGGGGGGGGGGGGCCAGCCCCGGGGGCAUCCCUCGAAGAUUGCCACAAUCCUACCUCAGUUGGCGGGAGAGCUCGGGCUGGCCCAGUGCCGGGCCCGCGGGCUGUGAGCCGGCGCCUGGCAGGGCCCUGGAGACGCCAGCUUCGCCCCCGAGCUCCCGUGACCGAAUCCUUCGACACUUGGAAACCGUCGUCCGUCCAGGCCGUGGGGCAGGGGUCGGCGGGCCAUGAGCCUCUGCUGUGACCUCUGGCUGACGGCCGACUCUCUCCCUGGGCUUCGCGUAGGUACUUCACGUCGCGAAAGACUCGGCCUCACGGCGGCCCACACGCCGCUGCCUGCUCCCCCCUCGGCCUGCGUCUCUGCAACCAAAAAUCCACGUGGCGGGUCUGGCAGGCCCGGGAGGGCCGAGCACGGGCACUCCCAGGACGCACGCUUGCCGGCCAGCCGGGGGCAGCUGGCGUGGACGCGGUGGCCUCAGUGUCUGGCACGGUCGCGGUCAGUGUCCAGAGGCCCAGCUGGACGGCGGGAGCUGCGGGCCGCGGUCAGGGGCUGCCCUCCACCCGGGCCCGCCGAGGACUGCCCGGGCCGGGGGCCGCCCAGAAUCCACUGGAGGUGUGAUGGGGGGGUAUAAAUACAUAGAUCCAUAGCGUAGAGAAUAAUGCAUUCGUACAAAUGAGGCUUUUUUAGAGGAAGACCAAAAAGUUCGAUGUCUUAAAACUGUUCCGUGGCCGGGGGGGGGGGGGGCGGGGACACGGCUGUGGAGUGAGACGGAGUGAAUGUAGGUGGCGCUCGGGUCACUGCCGGGACCCCUGCGGCUCUGUGCGGGGCAGACGCGGCCGGCCCUCUGGCCCGGGACCACCCGGACUGGGGGUCCCGACGGCCGGUGCCGGGCAGUGGCCGGGCCUUUCCGCCCCUUGAAGCAGGAGCAAGAAACGAUACGAAAGAGACUUUUCCUCUAUCCUGUACAUUUCAAAAGAAGAAAAAGGCAUAUGCAAUAUUCACCUUCUUAAUUUAGUUUACAGAAUGGAACCAAAAUGUGUAAAUGUUAUGUUUGCUAAACUUGACACUGUACAAUAUGGAGUCUCUGUACAUUUUGCCUGACCCCCCCCCCCAAAUCUAAACUAUUUUUUGCUACCGACGCGUUGGCUCACGCGACAGUGCUCUCCUUGGUGCACGCCUGGUCUCCCCACCACAUGGACUCUGGGCCCGGAUGUGUCCGCCGCGCACGCGAGUGCAGUGUACGUGGCCCCACGGCCGGGCGCCCGGAAUAGCCAUAUGCAAUAAAGAGGUUAUUUAUGA
Molecule: messenger RNA, 5248 nt
Organism: Sorex araneus (European shrew)
Lineage: Eukaryota; Metazoa; Chordata; Mammalia; Eulipotyphla; Soricidae
Gene: IRS2
Product: insulin receptor substrate 2
Exons: 2
Coding region: 41-3721 (1226 amino acids)
Biological process (GO): insulin receptor signaling pathway
Cellular component (GO): cytosol; plasma membrane
Molecular function (GO): insulin receptor binding; phosphatidylinositol 3-kinase binding
Source: RefSeq, a predicted model, not a curated record